Melopsittacus undulatus (budgerigar) is the source of this 297-nucleotide messenger RNA. It is a transcript of the gene OTOS, whose product is annotated as otospiralin. Lineage: Eukaryota; Metazoa; Chordata; Aves; Psittaciformes; Psittaculidae. The transcript has 3 exons. Gene Ontology annotation, biological process: sensory perception of sound. Bases 34 to 297 code for a protein of 87 amino acids. The record is from RefSeq and is a predicted model, not a curated record.
UUUCAGAAACACGAGCAAUAUCUUGCAGAGAAGAUGACAUUUGUGGGCUUAUUUCUCUUCUGUAUGCUGAUGAACAUGCUCACAGAUGCCCGAUCACUCCAGAAUGGAGAUGAUCCCUACCAGGAAUCUGUAGCCUUGCUGUACUGGCCCUUCUCAUCCAGUGAUUUCUGGUCCUAUGUGGAGUAUUUCCGGAACCUGGGAGCCUACAACAGGAUCGAUGAAAUGGCCAGAGCCUUCUUUUCCCAGUUCCCUUUUGGGAGUCACCUUGGCUACCAUGUGCCCAACCAUGAACACUAA